This is a messenger RNA of Magallana angulata, 1817 nucleotides long. RefSeq lists its product as uncharacterized. The record is from RefSeq and is a predicted model, not a curated record. The transcript has 2 exons. Gene Ontology annotation, biological process: positive regulation of DNA-templated transcription. NCBI's taxonomy places the organism in Eukaryota, Metazoa, Mollusca, Bivalvia, Ostreida, Ostreidae. Gene Ontology annotation, molecular function: zinc ion binding; ubiquitin-protein transferase activity. Gene Ontology annotation, cellular component: nucleoplasm; chromatin. The coding region runs from base 81 to 1817 and encodes 578 amino acids.
CUCUCAUUCCAAUCUCAUGAUCAGGGCGUCAUCCACCCGAUUAUGGCUGAAAAAACUUAAAGAUCACAUUGAUACACACGAUGGCAUUAUCUGAGUCCCAAAUACCACCUGACGCCCAGCAUUAUUUAGUGUGUGGUACUGAAGACUGUAAGAAGAACUGCCAGUUUUACUGCAAUGACUGUCACCACCCAAUGUGUGAACAAUGCAGAGAUGAACAUCAGAAAAACAGGAAAACCAUGAACCAUGAAUUGGUCCUUUAUAAACAACGCAAACGGCAACUUCCUAUGCAGAAAUGCAAGAUCCACCCCACAAAAGACAUAGAUCUUCUCUGCGAGGAAUGCCAAAUUCCUCUAUGCUCAAAAUGUGCAACCACUAAAGAACAUCGCGGUCAUGUGUUUACCGACCUAGAAAUGGUCUUUGCCGAAAAAUGUUCAUCUUGUAAUGCAGAAAUUACUAAAAUUCGAAGCUAUUUUGAGCCUACUUCUCAAAAUUUGAAACAGGAAAUUGCAAGAGAUGUUACAGAAAUAAAAAAGAUCAUGGAAGGUAUAAGAAAAUCCGUGAAGGCUGAAAGUGAGGCUUUGAAAAACCUGGUAGACACAGUCACAUCAGAUAAAAUGGAACAAGUCGACAAAAUAGAACAGUCAUUAUUAGAAACAUUAAAUGGUCAAAACCAAGAAAUAUAUGACUACAUCAUCUAUCUCACUGAUUUAGUCAGAACAUUUUAUGGUUAUCUAUCUCCCUCAAAUAUAGAACAAGUAACAUUUGCCUUCAAAUCUGAAAAUUUGAUCAUAAGACCAAUACCAGAGACAUCCAAACCAGUCCCACCCAUAUUUACUGCUGGUCAAUACAGCAAGGAAAAUGUUGCCAAACUACUGGGUAAAAUAACUAUUCCUAAAUUUAAACCAGAAAACAGAAAAAUAAAACCCAUGGAGACUGUCUCUAUUCAGUUGAAAUCUACAGGGAAACAGAGAAAACAAGACAGAGAGAAAUCUGACGUGAAACAAACACUGUCUCUGUCUUCCUCUUUCACCAAGGUCAGGGAGUACACAGUACCAGGUGUUCGUGAUGUAUAUCAUAUAUCACUGGGUAAAUCAGGCAGACUCUGGGGCAGUGAUGGUAGUGGUAACCUUGUCCAAACAGAUCUACAGGGGAAUCAGCUACAGAAGAUACAAACCAGUGGUAGAGAUGAAGGCUACCACACAGUCACGCAGGACGGGGAUCUGAUCUAUACAGACAAAUACAACAAAGUCAUCUAUAGGAUAACACCGGAUAAUACAAUCACUCAAUUCAUUAAAACAGAGCACUGGAGACCACUCAGUAUAUACUCCUCCCACAUCAACGGGGACUUGCUAGUGGGGAUGAGGAAGGAUAAAGAGGGUAAAGUCACCAGGUACAACAAGACAGGGACAGAAAUACAGAACAUACAGAGAGACAACAAGGGACAGGGACUGUAUGAUCUACCACACUACAUCACAGAAAACGUCAAUGGUGAUGUCUGUGUAUCAGACUAUAGAAAACAUGCUGUAGUGGUGGUGGAUAAAUCAGGAAAACACAGGUUCUCCUAUACAGUUCAGGGGUCAAUAUUUUAUCCCUAUGGAAUAUGUACCGAUGUACUCGGUCACAUCCUGGUGUGUGAUACAUAUAUGUUGAGUGGCAAAGUUAAUCUCCUGGAUCAGGACGGUCAGUUCUUGUCUCUACUACACGCAUCACAACAAGGGAAUACGAUUCCCCGUAGUGUGUGUGCGGAUGAUGAGAACAAUCUCUGGGUGGGACAUGGGGGCACCAACACAGUGACAGUGUUCAAGUAUGUACAGUGA